UACACAAAUACCAGCACACACCAGAAACUGCAAAACCUUUGCCCCAAGAUGGAUUUCAUCAGCUGGGCUCUAUGUGGACUUAUCACUAUAGUGUGUCUUCUUCUUGCCAGAAAAUGGCUCUCAUCACCAACGGGUAAACUACCUCCGGGACCGUGGGGGCUGCCUUUCAUCGGCAGCCCGUGGUACCUUGGUCGUGAAAUGCACGUUCUCUUUACGGAGCUAUCGAAGAUCUACGGAGAUGUGUUGUCCGUCAACAUACUGGGUGAGAGGAUGGUGGUCUUUAGUACGGGAGAUAGUAUCAGAAAGGCUUUUGGUUCUCCGGACACUGGUCAGCUUUUCUCUGGACGUCCUCCAGUCCCCGAUAUCAACGAAUACAUGGCCGAGGCCACAGCUUUUAUCGCACCAACCGUACAGUGGUCAAAACAACGGAAACUUAUCCACAACGUUCUCAAUUUACAUGGAGAAGGUGGUCAGGCGAUCGACGAGGCGAUCGCGGACGAGUUGUCGCACAUGAUUGAGUGGCUAGAGAAGAAAGAGGGGGCAGUCAAUUUAGAUCACGUGAUAUACCCCAGUCUCAUCAAUGGCAUCUCCAUACUGCUAAAGGGAAAGAGGUAUGAAUAUGGCUCCCCGGUUUUAACCAACAUGGAAGAAUUUGACGAAGAGGCGGCCAAAGCUUUAUCUCCGACAAACACCCUCCUGAUUUCACUGCUGCCUUUCAUCAAACAACUUCCAAUAGGACCGGGUAAACACAUCCUGGCCAACCGACGAGGCCUGGAACAGUUUCACCGGGAUUUCUUCGACGAGUGCAAGGCGACUUAUGAUCCCGAGUUGACACGCGGUAUGAUUGACCACUUAUUUCAUCGCCAAGAGGAGACACGGCUGCAGGACGGACAGCCCUGGCCGGGCGACCACUUAAUCAAAGCAAUCUCUCACGAAAUGGUUGUCGCAGGAACUGUCACGACAAGGGGAGCCUUAACGGCGUUCUUCCUCAUUAUACUACAUAAACCGGAAGUGACCAGACGUAUCCAGCAGGAGAUAGACGUUGUUAUUGGUCGGAGCCGAUUGGUCAGAAUCGGAGAUCGGAACAACUUGCCUUACACAAUGGCCUCCCUGUUUGAAUUAUUGAGAUACAUUUCUCACGCACCGCUUUUACUUCCCCACGUGACAACUGAGGAUGCGACUUUCGGUGACUAUUCGAUUCCAAAGGGUACCACCUUGUUUGCCAACGCGUGGUCUGCUCAUCACGACGAGGACUUCUGGCCCAAUCCUUGGGAAUUCAAACCUGAGCGUUUUCUGGACGAACAACAGAACCUGCUACCAACAGAUCACCCGAACAGGAAGAAUCUCCUCCCGUUUGGAACCGGAAGAAGAUCAUGCAUUGGUGAAAUGUUUUCAAGAUCCCGCAUUUUUGUCAUCAUCGCAAACCUGUUACAAAGAUUUGAUUUUUCACGAGAUGACUCAAGACCUUUGCCAUCACUUGACCCAAGGACCUACCAGUGUUCUGUUGUGCUGUCCCCUCCGGAGUAUUUUGUGUGCGUGACACCACGGCAUUAACGACCCCAAAACGACAACACAGGACUAGUUAACCUGUACAUCAUCUGUGAAUCAAACCGAAAUUUAACACGCAAAUGUAUAGAAAUUAAAUCCCACGCGCUAAAUAUGUAAAACGUAUACACCGAAGAGGCUGGAUUUCGAUCUCAUAUGUGGUAUUAAACAAACCACAUGUGGUAUUUUACACCUUAUAUGCUGUGUAUUUAAUGGAGUUGUAAAAUACCAUAUGUCUAGGUUGAAAAGUAGAAGGCAAACAACUCUAACGAUCCAAGUUAUAUGUGGUAUUAUACAACCCACAUGUCGUAUUUUACAACUUAUAUGCGGUGUACAUAAUGGGGUUAUUAAAAUACCAAAUGUAUAAGUUGAACAGUUAGGGUUAGGUUUGGGUUAGACCUCUCCAGAGAACGAUAAAAAUUAAAACAGAUCGGUCAGCACCCCAGUCGGUGCUGGACACUAUCUUAAUAACGUCUAGAGCCUUUGUACACUUAGCUUUAAGCAUUUUUAUAUGAGGUAUAAAAGAUAGCUUAUUAUCUAAUAUUAUAUCUAAAAUUUUUGUUCUCCAACAAUUUUAAUCUGUUCACCACAAAAAUUAAGCUCGGGAUAAAGAUGAAGUUUCUGUUUAUUACAAAACUGCAUACCUACGGUCUAAUAUGUUGAAAAUCUAAAACUGUUUUCAGUUGCUCAUGUCUCAAUCUUAUUGAGACAAAGCUGCAACUGACGUUCGAUGUUAUUCAUAUAUUUAACGCGGUAGCAUAUCAGGAAAUCAUCAACAAAUAAAGAUCCCUCUGUACCAGAUGUUACUGUUUUAGCCAAACUAUUUAUUCUUAUGCUGAACAAAGUAGGCAAUAGAAUGCUUCCCUGGGGUACACCCAUUUCCUGCUCAUGAGAGUCAGACAGAGUGGACCCCAUCCGUACCUUAUUUCACAGUAACUUCUCAUUUUCAUUCCUGUUUCAACUGUGCAUUUGUCCUCAUCUUUUUAUUUCAAAACAUUAUGCUAAUAAAUCUUGUUUAACGUUUGUUUUGGUGUCGUGUUGCAUGGAGUCGGUAUUCAUGUUCCCCUGUUUAUAAGCCAGUUGGAGAUUUUCCUUUAAUCUUAUAUGACCACUGACAGUAGACAAUUUGUAUGCAAGAAGGUUGUUUCUGAUUGAAUGGACUAGGACUUAGUUUGAGCUUAGUUAGAGAUUAAAGCACUUGCCUGGCGGUUAAAGGGUGCACCUUCUACCAAACCUACCUGCCAUUAGUAUUCCUAACUUUGGUAUUUUUUUUCUCGUCAGGUCGUUCAAUCAUUUACAGCGUAAUAAAAGCAAUAUUGCCGGUCAGUCCACAUCA
This is a messenger RNA of Liolophura sinensis, 2881 nucleotides long. RefSeq names its product cytochrome P450 2C42-like. Gene Ontology annotation, molecular function: heme binding; iron ion binding; steroid 17-alpha-monooxygenase activity. The transcript has 6 exons. The coding region runs from base 49 to 1554 and encodes 501 amino acids. NCBI's taxonomy places the organism in Eukaryota, Metazoa, Mollusca, Polyplacophora, Chitonida, Chitonidae. Gene Ontology annotation, biological process: progesterone metabolic process; hormone biosynthetic process. The record is from RefSeq and is a predicted model, not a curated record.